Rhea pennata is the source of this 4905-nucleotide messenger RNA. It is a transcript of the gene COL2A1, whose product is annotated as collagen type II alpha 1 chain. Lineage: Eukaryota; Metazoa; Chordata; Aves; Rheiformes; Rheidae. The transcript is spliced from 54 exons. The record is from RefSeq and is a predicted model, not a curated record. Gene Ontology annotation, cellular component: collagen type II trimer. Gene Ontology annotation, biological process: notochord development; collagen fibril organization; skeletal system development. Gene Ontology annotation, molecular function: extracellular matrix structural constituent conferring tensile strength; protein binding. The coding region runs from base 1 to 4464 and encodes 1487 amino acids.
AUGCCCGCCGGCCGCCGCCUGCUCCGCCUCGCCGCCGCCGUCGCGCUCCUCGUCGCCGCCGCCGCCGCCCAGCAGCGCGACCUCCAGGAGGCAGGCAGCUGCGUGCAGGACGGGCAGAGCUAUAGCGAUAAGGAUGUGUGGAAGCCGGAGCCCUGCCGGAUCUGCGUGUGCGACACGGGGACCGUCCUCUGCGACGAGAUUAUCUGCGAGGAGAUGCGCGACUGCCCCAGCCCAGAAAUCCCCUUCGGAGAGUGCUGCCCCAUAUGCCCCACUGACCAGCCUGCUGCCAGCGGACAACCUGGCCCCAAGGGACAGAAGGGCGAACCCGGCGAUAUCAAAGAUGUCGUAGGACCCCGAGGGCCUCCGGGACCGCAGGGUCCCGCAGGCGAACAGGGACAACGAGGCGACCGCGGCGAGAAAGGGGAGAAGGGCGCUCCCGGCCCCCGGGGCAGGGAUGGCGAACCCGGCACCCCCGGUAACCCCGGCCCGCCCGGCCCCCCCGGCCCUCCCGGUCCCCCCGGCCUUGGCGGAAAUUUCGCGGCGCAGAUGGCGGGCGGCUUCGACGAGAAGGCCGGAGGCGCGCAGAUGGGCGUCAUGCAAGGCCCCAUGGGCCCUAUGGGACCCCGCGGCCCCCCCGGCCCCACCGGCGCUCCCGGUCCGCAAGGAUUUCAAGGCAACCCCGGCGAGCCCGGCGAGCCCGGCGCCGCUGGUCCGAUGGGUCCCCGGGGACCGCCGGGGCCUCCCGGGAAACCCGGCGACGACGGUGAGACGGGCAAACCCGGCAAAGCCGGCGAGCGCGGCGCUCCCGGCCCCCAGGGUGCUCGCGGCUUCCCCGGCACGCCGGGUCUCCCCGGAGUGAAAGGUCACCGCGGCUACCCCGGCUUGGACGGCGCCAAAGGAGAAGCAGGAGCCCCCGGAGCGAAGGGUGAAUCCGGCUCCCCAGGAGAGAACGGCUCGCCCGGACCCAUGGGACCCCGCGGGCUGCCCGGCGAGAGAGGACGUCCCGGCCCCUCCGGCGCUGCCGGCGCUCGCGGCAACGACGGCCUCCCCGGCCCCGCCGGCCCCCCCGGACCCGUCGGACCCGCCGGAGCACCCGGCUUCCCCGGCGCCCCCGGCUCCAAGGGCGAAGCUGGCCCCACGGGCGCCCGGGGGCCCGAGGGCGCCCAAGGCCCCCGCGGCGAAUCCGGCACCCCCGGCUCUCCCGGCCCCGCCGGAGCCCCCGGUAACCCCGGCACCGACGGCAUCCCCGGAGCCAAAGGAUCAGCGGGCGCCCCGGGCAUCGCGGGUGCUCCGGGCUUCCCCGGCCCCCGCGGCCCGCCCGGCCCCCAGGGUGCCACCGGCCCGCUGGGACCCAAAGGCCAGACGGGAGAACCCGGCAUCGCAGGCUUCAAGGGCGAGCAGGGACCCAAGGGCGAGACGGGCCCUGCAGGACCCCAAGGUGCUCCCGGACCGGCUGGUGAGGAAGGCAAGAGAGGAGCCCGCGGAGAGCCCGGCGCUGCCGGCCCCGUCGGACCCCCCGGCGAGCGGGGCGCUCCCGGCAAUCGCGGAUUCCCCGGACAAGACGGGCUGGCCGGCCCCAAGGGCGCUCCAGGCGAGCGCGGUCCCGCCGGCCUCGCGGGUCCCAAGGGAGCCACCGGCGAUCCCGGCCGUCCCGGAGAGCCCGGCCUGCCCGGCGCCAGGGGUCUCACCGGCCGCCCUGGCGACGCUGGCCCUCAAGGCAAAGUCGGCCCGACUGGCGCUCCCGGCGAGGACGGGCGCCCCGGCCCACCCGGCCCGCAGGGCGCUCGCGGGCAGCCCGGCGUCAUGGGAUUCCCCGGUCCCAAAGGUGCUAACGGCGAACCCGGAAAAGCCGGAGAGAAGGGCCUUCCCGGCGCCCCCGGGCUGCGGGGUCUUCCCGGCAAAGACGGCGAGACGGGAGCCGCCGGCCCACCGGGCCCCGCGGGUCCCGCCGGCGAGAGGGGAGAGCAAGGAGCGCCCGGACCCUCCGGCUUCCAGGGGCUUCCCGGCCCGCCGGGCCCCCCGGGAGAGAGCGGCAAGCCCGGAGACCAGGGCGUUCCCGGAGAAGCCGGCGCUCCCGGUCUCGUGGGUCCCAGAGGCGAACGCGGCUUCCCCGGCGAACGCGGCUCCCCCGGUGCGCAAGGUCUGCAAGGUCCCCGCGGGCUCCCCGGCACGCCGGGCACCGACGGACCCAAGGGUGCAACCGGCCCCGCCGGCCCGACCGGCGCCCAGGGACCGCCCGGGCUGCAGGGAAUGCCGGGCGAGCGAGGAGCAGCCGGCAUCGCCGGCCCCAAGGGAGACCGGGGAGACGUCGGCGAGAAGGGGCCCGAGGGUGCCCCCGGCAAGGACGGCGCGCGGGGUCUGACCGGUCCCAUCGGCCCCCCCGGCCCUGCCGGUGCCAACGGCGAGAAGGGUGAAUCCGGCCCUCCCGGCCCAUCCGGCGCUGCCGGUGCCCGCGGAGCCCCCGGCGAGCGUGGAGAGCCCGGCGCCCCCGGUCCCGCCGGAUUUGCCGGACCCCCUGGAGCCGACGGACAACCCGGCGCUAAAGGCGAGCAGGGAGAACCCGGGCAGAAGGGCGACGCCGGAGCUCCCGGUCCCCAAGGUCCUUCCGGAGCACCCGGCCCGCAGGGUCCCACUGGAGUCACCGGUCCCAAAGGCGCCCGCGGUGCCCAGGGUCCCCCCGGAGCCACAGGAUUCCCCGGCGCCGCCGGCCGCGUCGGCCCGCCCGGCCCCAACGGUAACCCAGGUCCCCCCGGACCCCCCGGAUCUGCCGGCAAAGACGGUCCCAAAGGCGCUCGCGGCGACGCCGGUCCCCCGGGCCGGGCCGGCGACCCCGGGCUCCAGGGCCCCGCUGGUCCCCCCGGCGAGAAGGGCGAACCCGGCGAGGACGGCCCCGCGGGUCCCGACGGCCCCCCCGGCCCCCAAGGCUUGGCAGGACAACGCGGCAUCGUCGGGCUGCCCGGCCAGCGAGGCGAGCGAGGCUUCCCGGGGCUCCCGGGGCCAUCGGGCGAACCUGGCAAACAAGGAGCACCCGGCUCGGCGGGCGACCGCGGCCCCCCCGGCCCCGUGGGUCCCCCCGGGCUGACGGGUCCCGCCGGUGAACCUGGGCGUGAGGGCACCCCCGGCGCCGAUGGGCCCCCGGGCAGAGACGGCGCUGCUGGCGUGAAGGGUGAUCGCGGCGAAACCGGUCCCGUGGGCGCUCCCGGCGCUCCCGGCGCCCCCGGCGCUCCCGGCCCCGUCGGUCCCACCGGCAAACAAGGAGACAGAGGCGAGACGGGUGCCCAAGGGCCCAUGGGUCCCUCCGGUCCGGCCGGCGCGCGCGGCAUGCCGGGUCCCCAAGGUCCUCGCGGCGACAAGGGCGAGACCGGCGAGGCCGGAGAGAGAGGGCUCAAGGGUCACCGAGGCUUCACUGGGCUGCAAGGGCUUCCCGGACCUCCCGGUCCUUCCGGAGACCAAGGUGCUGCUGGUCCCGCCGGUCCCUCCGGCCCCAGGGGUCCCCCAGGCCCCGUCGGCCCCUCUGGCAAAGACGGCUCUAACGGCAUGCCCGGCCCCAUCGGUCCUCCCGGCCCCCGCGGACGCAGUGGGGAACCGGGUCCUGCGGGUCCCCCCGGAAAUCCUGGUCCUCCUGGUCCUCCUGGCCCCCCAGGCACUGGCAUCGACAUGUCCGCUUUCGCCGGCCUCGGCCAGACGGAGAAGGGCCCCGACCCCAUCCGCUACAUGCGGGCGGACGAGGCGGCCGGCGGCCUGCGGCAGCACGACGCCGAGGUCGACGCCACGCUGAAAUCCCUCAACAACCAGAUCGAGAGCAUCCGCAGCCCCGAGGGCUCCAAGAAGAACCCGGCCAGGACCUGCCGCGACCUCAAACUCUGCCAUCCCGAGUGGAAGAGCGGAGACUACUGGAUCGACCCGAACCAGGGCUGCACCUUGGACGCCAUCAAGGUUUUCUGUAACAUGGAGACCGGCGAGACCUGCGUCUACCCGACCCCGAGCAGCAUCCCCAAGAAGAACUGGUGGACCAGCAAGACCAAAGAGAAGAAACACAUCUGGUUUGCAGAGACCAUCAACGGCGGUUUCCACUUCAGCUACGGCGAUGAAAACCUGACUCCCAACACCGCCAACAUCCAGAUGACCUUCCUCCGCCUCCUGUCCACCGAAGGCUCCCAGAACGUCACCUACCACUGCAAGAACAGCAUCGCCUACAUGGACGAGGAGUUGGGCAACCUGAAGAAAGCCGUCCUCAUCCAGGGCUCCAACGACGUCGAGAUCAGAGCUGAGGGCAACAGCAGGUUCACAUACAGCGUCCUGGAGGACGGCUGCACGAAACACACUGGCAAAUGGGGCAAGACAGUCAUCGAAUACCGAUCACAGAAGACCUCACGCCUGCCCAUUGUAGAUAUUGCACCUAUGGACAUUGGUGGAGCUGAUCAGGAGUUUGGCGUGGAUAUCGGCCCAGUCUGCUUCUUGUAAAAAGAGUUGUUUUAUUUGUGUGUUUGUCUGUUUUUUUUUUUAAUCCAGCCCAAUACCGUUAAAAAACAAGCAAAAAAAAUGCCCACCCCCAAGGACCUGAGUACUUUCCAAUCACUCGUACGACUUCUGCACUGAAUGGCCGAAACGACCCCCAAAUUCCCCUCGAUUCACGUGCUUCCGUUUGGGACUGUUGCCAAAGUCGUCACGGGGCAGACUGCGAAAUAAAACCACGGUCUUAUUUAUUUAUUGUCUUCCUGUAAGACCUAUUAUUGGGUCAGGUGGAGGUGGGAAUCUAACUGGCAGGUACGAAGGCGCCUCCCCGCAAAAGGGAUCUCCCAGGUCCGGGUAUAAACUAAUCCCCUCCCAUCCCCAUCCCUCCCCGUGUGUAUCACCAGCAGGAGUGCUAUGUAUAAUACAACAAAAAUGGUGCUAUUAUUGUAA